This is a messenger RNA of Fopius arisanus, 2295 nucleotides long. RefSeq lists its product as uncharacterized. Bases 45 to 854 code for a protein of 269 amino acids. Gene Ontology annotation, cellular component: plasma membrane. The record is from RefSeq and is a predicted model, not a curated record. Lineage: Eukaryota; Metazoa; Arthropoda; Insecta; Hymenoptera; Braconidae. The transcript has 5 exons.
UGUGAUAGGGCAAGUGUUCAGUGGGCGCCUGGGCACCGCCGGAGAUGGAGCCGUCUCGUGUACCCAGGGGUCCGGCGCCUCGCCUCCUUUUUCUCAUCGCCACGCUUUCUCUCUCAUUUGCAGCAACUUGUCUCCUGUGCAGUGCGAUAAUGUCAGAUCACUGGGAGGAGAUUGGAUGGGACAAGCAGGACUUGAACAAAGCCAAUGCCAGCCCCACGUGGUACUUGGAUGGCCAGGUCGCGAUGCUGGAGCCAAUGGUGGAUCAUACCAAUCGUUACAUCACUGGACGACCAAUUUUCCUCGUACCCAUGCACGGUGGCAUCUGGACAAUGUGCGUUUCUCUAUCUGAUGAGGACAUUCGUCUGUUGAGUCAAGUGGGUUUCCCUCAGGAACGUUGCAUAAAUUAUCUGACACCCGACGAGGCACACGAGGAGAUUCGUGCCGCCUGGCAGAGCAGAAUGCAAAAUCUGAGUAUUUCCUGCUCUAUGGUUUGCCUCAUCGUCCUCGGGAGUGCAGUUCUCGUGGGAUUUUUUGGCCUCUGCAGGCAUCAGAUAUCAGCGGUUCUUGUGACGGGUGUCAUGUAUCUUCUAGCAGCGACCUUUGCCCUAUUCACACUGACGAUAAUCCACUUUAAGAGGGCACAAGACCGUAAUGCCAAGAUUAUCGAGGGUCCCGAGGAUGGAGUUAUUGGUGGUCCGGUACCAAGAAAUCUGCUCACAGCUCGUCGCUUUACAACCUCAUGGAGCAUGGAUUUUGGAUGGGGUGGUGUGACACUGUGUGCCCUAGCCUCAGUCGCCUGGAUAUUGCUCAGUAAAAUCAUGAGAUUCAGUCCAAUAGCAGCUAUGAUAGCGUAGCAGCGGGAUGCCUUCGAGGUCUAAUAGGCGAGCAACUAAUCAGGAAAAAGGAGAGAGUGUGAACGGCCAAAAUCAAUGGGAAUGCUCGACCGAGUGAGAAUCAGGGGAGAUAAAUCCAACGAGCGAAUUAAAAAACCUAGGCUAUUAUUUUUCAUUCCUUUAUUUCAGAGAAGAUUCGGAGAUUCGUGGCAAGAUGGUAGAUGGCUGGAUGCAGUGGCAAAUUAUUCGGAAAGUUAACGUUUAAACCUCGAGGGCAAUGCCAAUUAAAACUCAUUAUUAAGUCGAGUGAGAGUUUAAGGAUAAAAAAAAAAUCAAUUAGUCAGUUUUGCUUGGCUCAAGUACUGCACCGACUUUUGUACUGUCUUGGAGGAUCGAGGGGAGAUGGGGAUAUUGGUUGAAGAAGCAGAAAAUGCAGAGGUGAGGAAAGUUUAAACCGUCCGGAAUGACUGAAGAAUGUGAGUCCGAUCGAUCCGGUGUGACAAAUAAUUCCAAGUGCCGCGCGCCACCCGCCACUUGCUUCCUCAUCUAUGGGAGGACAAUAUAUAUGUACUACCUGUUUCGUCCUCAGCUUCGCUCGUCGAUUCCUCACCCUCUUCCUGAGGGGAGGCACAGAGAGAACCCAGUGAGACUGCUACCAGUCACAUUCACUCGAGAAAUCAUUAAUUAACUACCAACCUUUCUCAGUAAGCCUGGCAGAGACUGCGUUUUUUUCAGCUUUCAUUUGGGUUCGAACUUUUCAAGAAUUUUCCACCAGUUAAUUAUACACGCUCGAAUAAUAAGAAUGAAUUUAGGAUUGAGUACCAGACCUCUGGAGGAAUUAUUCCGGUGAAUUUUUAUUACACGGUGUUAUUUGAAUUCCACAUCGACGUAGCUCUGCCUUCCGUCCGGGCUACACUUUUUAUUUUCUAUAGUAUUCAUAAGAGCUGAAGUUAACUAGAAAUGAAAUAUCAAUAAAAUAAAAAAAUUGAAAAUUGAAUUGAAAAACAAUUGGUAGUGUCCAAUGAUUUUUUAAGUGGACGCAAGGCUAGAGCUACUUUAAUCGUGAAAGGUAUUUCAAUAAUUAGAAUUAUGAGUUGAAUAGUGAAUUAAUUGGCGCAAUAAAUACCGGCAUUGUAUUUCAAUGGCGGAAAAAUUAACUGUCGAUAUCAAGGACGCCCGAUGAAAAAUUAAUACUCAUUUCUCCGGAUGAUUGAAUUGUUUUUCUACUCGACCGAAAUUUUUAUUAUUAUAUUUAGAACGUGAAAUCCAAGAGAUAAUCAAGAUAAUGAAUUCGAGCCAGAGAUAAACAAAUGAUGGAAUUUUAAGUGUAUUACUAAAUGAUAAACAGCUCGCCAUGCCGGAUUAGGCUUUUGCUAACAACAAUACCUGCUAAAAAUUUUUGUAAUAAAAUAAAUGAGCAGACGAAUGCGAUUAAUUGAUGUACUAUCGACUACAAUAAUAA